Psylliodes chrysocephalus is the source of this 1980-nucleotide messenger RNA. Lineage: Eukaryota; Metazoa; Arthropoda; Insecta; Coleoptera; Chrysomelidae. The record is from the annotation of a GenBank genome assembly.
AUUUAACUAACCCGACUCGUGUAAACGUCCCUUUAGUUUCGCCGCAACAUCUUGAAUAUCGGAACACAGCUUUCAUCUGUCGAUUGACAUUACUUCCUGCCAACUGUCAACUUUGUCACAUAACAAUUUUUUAGGUUAUGAUGAAAAUUUUAAAGAAAAAUAAAUAACAGAAAUGGAAAACACCGUUUUAAGUAAUCAAAAAUUAAAGAAAAUAGAAAAGAAAUUGAAAAAACUGCAACAUAUUAUUCUGAAAGAAGUAGGAAUUGAAUGUUCUAUCGAUAAAACAAGUAAGAUAUUGGUAAUAGCUAACGCUGGUUUAAUAAACGGUUUAACAGAAGAAGUCGUAUACACCCAUUUUUCAAAGUACGGUGUACUAGAUAACAUCCUGUUAGUACCAGGAAAAUCUUGUAGUUUCAUUGAAUAUAACGACGUUUCUUCCGCUAAAUCAGCCUACGAAAAUUUCAACGGAUCACUAAAUAUCGCGCAAGACUCGAAACCAAUAUAUCUAUUAUAUGCUAAUAAUUUACCAGUGAUUAAAAUUAAUAAAUCUUGGAAUGAAUUGAUACCAGGUUUAAUAAUUAUAGAAAAUUUUAUUACGCAAGAAGAGGAAGAAGUUUUAUUAAAAUUAUGCAAUUUCGAUUCGAAUACUAAUAGUAUGAAGCAUAGAGAAGUAAAACAUUUUGGUUAUGAGUUCAGAUAUGAUAUAAAUAAUGUUGAUAAAGAUAAACCUCUAUUAAAUAAAAUUCCUGAUGAAUGUGAUUUUUGGAAACGGUUGGAGGAUACAGAUUUUAAUAGUUUCAAACCAGAUCAAUUAACUGUGAAUCAUUAUUUACCAGGACAGGGUAUUCCACAUCAUGUUGAUACACACAGUGCUUUCGAAGAUCCAAUUAUGUCUCUAUCUUUACAAAGUUCAAUAAUAAUGGAAUUUAAAAAAGAUAAUAAACAUGUUUAUAUCCUCUUACCUAAAAGAUCUUUAGCUAUAAUGUCAGGGGAAUGUCGAUAUGAUUGGACUCAUGGAAUAACUCCAAGAAAAUUAGACAUUAUUCUCACUAAAAAUGGUUUUACUUCACUAGAAAGAGGUACAAGAACUUCAUUUACUUUUAGAAAAGUCUUGCAAGGCCAAUGUUUUUGUAAUUACAAAUCAAAAUGUGAUUCUUUUAAUAAAGAAAUGGAGAAAACUAGAAUAGGAAAUGAUGAUGCAUCGAAUUUAGAAAAUGAACACGUUCAUAAAGUUUAUGAAAGCAUUGCUGGCCAUUUUGAUGAUACCAGGCAUAAAUGUUGGCCUAAUGUUGUUAAUUUUCUUGAGUCUUUUGAUACUGGGUCCAUUUUGGUUGAUGUUGGAUGCGGGAAUGGAAAGUAUUUAGGAAUAAAUAAAAAUAUUUUUGAUAUAGGCUGUGAUACGAGUUUUAACUUACUCGAAAUUUGCAAUAAAAGAGGAUUAGAAACGUUUAUUGCAAAUUGUUUAAAUUUACCAAUUAAAGAUAAUUCUGUUGACGGUGUAAUAAGCAUUGCUGUUAUUCAUCAUCUGGCAAACGAGGAUAGGCGAAUUGCUGCAAUCCAAGAAAUAACCCGCAUUUUAAAAGUAGGAGGCAGAGCCCUAAUAUACGUUUGGGCGAAAGACCAACACAAAGACCAACAAAAAACGACAUACAUAAAACAAGACCGAAAAAAUCGUAAAAAAGACGAAACGAUAAUAAAAAAUGGCGGAGAAGAAGAGAUACGUGUAAUGGAUAGAGUCAAACUACCUGUUCACGUCAAUAGAACCCAAUUUAAACACGACGAUUUACUUGUGCCUUGGAAGCUAAAAGGAGAAAAUACUAAUAAUACUUUUCUAAGGUUUUAUCACGUCUUUAAUGAACAUGAAUUGGAAGAUUUAUGUUUGAAGAAUAAAAAUGUUGAAGUUGUUAACAGUUAUUAUGAUCAAGGUAAUUGGUGUGUAAUUAUAAGAAAAAUAAACGAAUCGGUUGAUUAAAAAUGUUG